Messenger RNA from Zea mays, 1493 nucleotides. RefSeq lists its product as uncharacterized. Gene Ontology annotation, biological process: regulation of DNA-templated transcription. The record is from RefSeq and is marked provisional. Gene Ontology annotation, molecular function: DNA binding; DNA-binding transcription factor activity. Lineage: Eukaryota; Viridiplantae; Streptophyta; Magnoliopsida; Poales; Poaceae. The transcript has a single exon. The coding region runs from base 95 to 1339 and encodes 414 amino acids.
CACUCCCUCCUCUCCCACUAUAUAUUGCAGUGGAGUGCGCUUGUUCAUCAUCUCCUCCCUCCACCGCGCUGAGCUCGAUCGGGCUACUACAUCCAUGGCGAGGAAGCGCAAGGCCUCCGACUCCGCCGCGGGUAUCGACGGCGUCCACUCGCUGCCACCACCGCUGGCUCUGGCUUCAACAGACGCGUGUGCAUGGGCAUCGUCGGGCGGUACUAGCAUGGCCGCGGUGGCUGAGGCGGCGGCGGCGCAGCAGCAGCGGCGGGGAAGGAAGCGGUUCGUGGGUGUGCGGCAGCGGCCGUCGGGGCGGUGGGUGGCGGAGAUAAAGGACACCAUCCAGAAGAUCCGCGUGUGGCUAGGCACCUUCGACACGGCCGAGGAAGCCGCCCGCGCCUACGACGAGGCCGCGUGCCUCCUCCGCGGCGCCAACACGCGCACCAACUUCUGGCCGCGCCCCUCGCCGGCUUCCUCCGUCGCAGUAGCCGCCGCCGCGCAUCCCGCGCCGCCUCCUCCGACGCCGCCGCCGCUGCCGGGGCUGAUGGGGUCUCCAACGCAGCCGCCGGCUCUUCCGUCCAAGGUCACCAACCUCCUGCUCCUGCGGCUCAGGGCCCGCAACAACCAGCAGCAGCUCCUCCUCAACGCCACCCCAGCUCGGCAGCAGGAGGCCGCGGCGGCGGCGCUGCUGCAGGGGCCGCUGUGCGCGGAACCGUACGGCGGCGGCGAGGAGUGCGCCUUCCAAGUCGACGACUUCUUGAGCUACGACUGCGGCAGCGACGAGAACAGCUCACAAGAAAUAGAGGACGAGGAAGAAGAGGAGGAAGAGGAGGAGGAGGAGGAGCUGGACUUCCAGUUCAUGGACCAGCAGACCGCGUCGCCGGGCGCGGGGUGCGAGGGCGGGCUCUGCUCGCCGUUCGAGGUGGUGGCGGCAGAGCUCGGCGGCGCGGUGGAGGCCGGCGGUGGCGAGCCGGCCACGGCCGUUCAGGAGCUGAUGAUGAGCAGGAUGGACUACGAGAGGAAGAUCUCGGCGUCGCUCUACGCGCUCAGCGGCGUCUCGGAGUGCAUCAAGAUGCGCCUCGGCGCCGCUGCCGGUGGCCACGCCGUGCGUGAUCAGCUCUCCGGGCUGAGGGAGGCGUGCCGGAAGAAGCAGCGAGAGAUAGUUCAGCAGCAGCACGAGCAGGAACCAUCAAUGGAUACAGCAGAGGAUGUCAAGCCGCCUCGUGAGGAGCGUUCACCCGGUGACGGCGCCCCGGAGGCGACAAGUUCGUCGUCUGAGGCGAGCCAUGGUGACAGUGACGGCGACGUGCUGCUGUGGAGCUCCCUGGACUUGGCUCCCAUCUGUUGAAUGAGACAUGGUUGAUCAGCUUAGAGAUUGGUUGAGUUUGUUAUUCGUGUACUUCGUUACGUGCAUGGCAGAUCACUAAGAUCAGAAAGCCCUGGUGAUAACGUGCUUACCCAUUUGUUUUAUCUAAGGAAUUCCUAGUAAAUUAUAGUUCAUC